AUGGAGCCAGAAGCCUUAGAAAUUUGCCCUUACAACCCUCAACACAAAAUCCCACUCAGAAGAUUUCAGUACCACCUGGCAUCAUGCAGGAGAAAGAACCCCCAAAAAGCCAAAAAGAUGGCCAGCUGCAAAUACAACACCUGCCACGUGCUCCCCAUCAAAAAGCUGGAGGAGCCUGAGGCUGCCUUUGUCAACAGAAGCACAGUGGAGGAAGAGGACAGCUUGAGCCCUCUGAAGGUCAGCCUUCCGAGUUCAGAGCAGAACGGAAACACCCCUCCAGUGUCCCCCUGGCUCCCCAACCCCGAUGUCUGGAAUGUAGAUAGCACGAAUUGCCACCCCAUGUUUGUCCUUAAGACUUUUGAUCCCCAAAAGCUUGCUUGUGAAAGAGACACAAGAGAGUUAGAGAGAGAGGACCACACCCCAUCCCUGACACCCCCAGAAGAUCAUCAGACCAGGAGAGUAAACCGCCAGCCGCAGAAAGGAGAUGCAGGCCUCUUAAAUGCAUGA
Balaenoptera acutorostrata (minke whale) is the source of this 507-nucleotide messenger RNA. It is a transcript of the gene GTSF1L, whose product is annotated as gametocyte specific factor 1 like. The record is from RefSeq and is a predicted model, not a curated record. Lineage: Eukaryota; Metazoa; Chordata; Mammalia; Artiodactyla; Balaenopteridae.